CUCCCUGUGCAGCCAAGAUGAAGUUCAAUCCGUUUGUGACCUCUGACCGCAGCAAGAACCGCAAGAGGCACUUCAAUGCCCCUUCCCACAUCCGCAGGAAGAUCAUGUCCUCUCCCCUCUCCAAGGAGCUGCGCCAGAAGUACAACGUGCGCUCCAUGCCCAUCCGCAAGGACGACGAGGUCCAGGUUGUCCGAGGACACUACAAGGGGCAGCAGAUUGGGAAGGUGGUGCAGGUGUACAGGAAGAAAUACGUCAUCUACAUCGAGCGAGUGCAGCGUGAGAAGGCCAACGGCACCACUGUCCACGUGGGCAUCCACCCCAGCAAGGUGGUGAUCACCAGGCUAAAGCUGGACAAGGAUCGCAAGAAGAUCCUGGAGCGCAAAGCCAAGUCUCGGCAGGUUGGCAAGGAGAAGGGCAAGUACAAGGAGGAGACAAUUGAGAAGAUGCAAGAGUAGGAGGUUCCUGCUUGACACCAUUAAAGAACUGAAAAAAUCCAA
Molecule: messenger RNA, 497 nt
Organism: Acanthisitta chloris (rifleman)
Lineage: Eukaryota; Metazoa; Chordata; Aves; Passeriformes; Acanthisittidae
Product: 60S ribosomal protein L26
Exons: 3
Coding region: 18-455 (145 amino acids)
Biological process (GO): ribosomal large subunit biogenesis; cytoplasmic translation
Cellular component (GO): cytosolic large ribosomal subunit; ribosome
Molecular function (GO): RNA binding; structural constituent of ribosome
Source: RefSeq, a predicted model, not a curated record